AUGUUUAAAAAACUAAAGGAUAAGUUGGCUGAGGAGGUGAAAUCAUCGCCCCAGAGGAUUCAGCAGUUUGCCCAGGCUGCUCAGGCUGCUGUCACAUCUGCCUCCAGUAGUAUAACUGAUAUCACAAAUAGUGAUUUAUUCUCAAUUGGAGAUAAUGAUGGCCAGCAACCUCGCCCAGCAAAACCACAAUCAUCAUCACCAAAUGGUCAGCAGAAUACAUUCCAAGAUGUGGCUCUUCUGGAGCCCUUACAGCCUACUGAACCAGUGGACUACAUGUCUUCACAUGAUAUCCUUGACCAACAGAGACAGAGGCGACUAUCAAACAGCUCAUUUGCAAGUGAUGUAUCCUUCAGACUGCCUAGUUAUGAAACUCCUUCUAUGUACCAUUUACAGUCUGAUAUGGAGGUCUCUGCUAGUGAAGCUGAAGAGCGAGGUUUCUCUAGUGGAAAUGUCAGUCUUGAUCGGGUCACAAAAGAACAACUGUAUGCUGCAUACCGACGCACACAAGAAAGAUAUACAAAGUACAGAACCCAAUAUGGUGACCUAGCUCGUCACUACAAAUUAUUGGAAAGAGAAAAUGCUAAAGCAAGGAGUGUCUUGGUCGAAACUCAAGAUAAAGCCCUAAGAAGAAUAUCAGAACUUCGAGAGCAAUGUGCGUUGGAACAAAGUGCAAAAGCCCACCUAGAAAAAGCUCUUCGUGUUGAGAUUGAAGAAAAGUGCAUGAAAAUUGAGACUCUUAAUACUAAAGUCCAAUUACUACAAAGUAAUUCAAAUAUUUCUAGUAGUGAUAAAAAUGAGAACAAAACUAAAUCUACUGAAGGAGAUGGAGAUGUACAACUAAUAAAUCUAUCUAAUGAUAAUGAGGGAAAUCAAAUCAGUGAAGAAUCUUCAGCAGCAGAAAUAAUCACACUGAAUAAUAAGAUUGAAAAAAUGGAACAGCUUCUAAACAAGUACAAAGAAUCUUUGAAAUCGAGUAAAGAGAAAAACUCCCAAAUCACUACAGAGAUACAAAUUCUUUCAAAUGAGCUUGAAAACAAAAAUAAAGAAAUUGAACAACUUAAAGUCAGUUCUGAUCAACUGGUAGAAUCCAAACAAAAAAUCCAGGAAUUAAAUAAUAUAAACGAAGAAUUACAGAACAAAAUUAAUGUGUAUGAAUUUAAUAAAUCAAGAGAGGUAUCGACAUUAGAACUCGACUUCCAAAAAGCCCAAGAAGAAAUAUCUGAACUACGCGGUAAAAUUGAAGUAUUUAGCAAGCGAGAAGAGGAGUAUGCUAUUUCUUUAGCAGAAAAUAAAUUGAGUAUACACAAAGAGUUGGAAAGCAAAGAAUCAGAAAUUAAAUCUCUAAAAGAUUACUUGGAGGCAAGCAAAAAAGAAAUACAAUCAUUGAAUAUAGUCAUAAAUGACUAUAAAAACAAUGUAACGGCAUUAGAAGCGGAAAAAGUAAAACUUAGUCAAGAUAACUCUGAACUGAAUUCAUUCAAAACUAAGAUUUCUGAGUUGGAGGCCCAAAUAGAAGAAUUGACGAAAAAAUGUCAUAAUUUAGAACAAACGAAAACAAAAGCCGAUGAAGGGUACAAAUGUCUUCAGUUACAAAUGAAACAAGAAACUGCAGAGAAAUUAGCCAUGAUUGACAGGAACACAUAUUUAGAAAACAGGAACACACAGCUAAGUGAAGAAAAUUCAAAGAAAAGCACUCAGAUAGGACAAUUAGAAACAGAAUUGCAAAAAAGAGAAAAGAUCUUAAAGGAUCAAGCCUUGGAAGACUCCAAGAAAGAUGAAGUUCUUGAAGAAUUGAGUAUAUGGAAAGACAAAUAUGCGAAACUAGAAUCCGAAAUACAAGAAGAAAGAGAUGAAUUGAUCAAAUUACAAUCGGAAAUUGAAAAAUUGUUAGCAAAUCACGAGUUAUUACAAACCCAAAAUAUCGAAUUCCGUAAGGUUAUUACUGAAUUGAAAUCUGAGAAUGCAAUCAUGCACGAAAAAGUUGUGAAAAAUACUAAAAUGAAAGCAGGUAUUGUGAAACUUGCAAAUGAAAUUCUGGAUUUGAGAAAACUUAUCUUUUUAAUUUCGAGUGAGGCCAAGUCCUUACAAGCCAUCAACAAUGAAGCAUUUAUAUCCUUAACUAAAGAAAUAAAUUAUGCUUUCAACAACAUUUCACAUUGCGAAACUAAUUCCAAUAAUAACAAACUGAAUGAGUUAAGACAAGAAAAUAACAAGUUGCAGAAAGAACUGAAAGUAGGUGUAGAAAAAUAUGACAUACUGAAUUCAGAAUUAAAUGCUCUCCGUGAUGAAAAUAAUAAUCUGAAGUCAACUAUUACUGAGUUUGAGGUACAAAAGAACCUCAUAGAUGAAGAAGUAAAAAAUAUCACAGAACGUUAUGAAGUAGUAAAAAAUGAGCUAAGUUUCAUUAAAGAGGAAAAAGAAAACUUACAGUACAAGAUCAAAGAAUAUGAAAACAACUUCCAAAAUCUACAAAUAGCCAUGGAGUUUGAAAAAACACAGUAUCUCGAAUCUAAUGAACAACUGAAGCUGUUGGAAAAUGAGAAACAGACAUUGGUGGAGAAACUGGAUUCCUUGACUAAUGAUAGUAACGUGGCGACAAAAGAAUUAGUUGCCCUCAAAGAUGUGCACAACAAUACAUUGGGUGACCUUGAUGCUAUAAAGAAUGAGAAUAAAAAGUUGAUUGUUCAAACAGAGGAACUCAACAAACAAAUUGCCAGCAUAAAUAAGUUACAAGAAGAUAAUAAAAAUUUAACACUAGAAAAUACAUCUUUGAAGACAAAAUUACAAGACAUUACCGAAAAUCAUAAAAAACUGGAAACUGAAAUCAAUGUUGUACGGAAAUCACAUGCUGAUAUGGAAGUGGAAAAAGAUAAUUUGAAUGAAAUCAAUAAUACAUUGACUGUUCAAACAGAAGAACUCAAGAAACAGAUUGCUAGCAUUAAUAAGUUACAAGAAGAUAACAAAACUUUAACACUAGAAAAUAUAUCUCUGAAAACUCAAGUAGAGAGUAUUGCUGACAGUUAUAAAAAACUGGAAACAGAAAUCAAUGAUGUCCGAAAGUCACAUGCUGAUAUGGAAGUCGAAAAAGAUCAUUUGAACGAAAUCAUAGGAAAAUUGGAAAGUAGUUCAUGUAAAAACACACAAAACAAUGAAUGUCAAACAGAUGAUCUAUUAGCACAAACAGCAUCCGAACAGGAAGUAGAAAGUGUCCAAGCAAGUGACCUUGGUCAAGUGAACUCAACUAGCAGAGAAGAUAGCAAUCUAGAAAAAGGCAUCCCUUCAGAUGAUCAGUACAAAUCAUUAAAAACUGAUUAUGAUGCAUUAAAAGAAGAAAAUAGACGUUUUAAAUCUGACAUUGAAGGCUUACAAACAUAUUUAACUAAAAUAUCAAAGGAAAACAGUGUUUUGAAUGAUAAACUCCGGGAGCUUAUAGCUACAAGUGAGCAUUCCACUGAUAACACUGAUGUUUCAAAUGAUUUGACAGAACUGAAAAAAGAGGCUGAGUUCAGGAAAGAGAAGAUUGAUGAUCUGUUACGAGAAAAUAUGUUACUGGUCGAAGAAAAUUUGGAACUCAAGGAUCAACUGCAGUCCCAAAAUUAUCCUAAGCCAGAAAUAAACUCGCAAGAAAACGAUAAUUCAUUAAAGGAAAAGUACAAUAAUUUAUUGCAAGUAAACAGCACAUUAGAAAAACGACUUAACGAUUUAGAGCAAAUGAACAAGUCUGUGAAUGGUAACAUGUCACAAAUUCAGGAAAAGAAUGAGAAGUUAAGAUUGUCUAAUGAAAAACUUGAGAGGCGUCUUGAUGAGGCUCUCGUUAGUCUAAGACAUUUACAUUCGUUACAAGAAAAUACAGAGCUAGAAUAUUUGCGCAAUAUACUUUAUGAGUACCUUACUGGUUCUGGAACACAUUCCGUUACUUUAGCUAAAGUGUUAGCGGCCAUAGUCAAGUUUGACGACUUGCAAACCAAACAAGUUUUGCAAAAAGAAAAAGAACGACAAGGAUUCUUGCGACAACUUGGCAUUAUAUGA
Spodoptera littoralis (African cotton leafworm) is the source of this 4029-nucleotide messenger RNA. NCBI's taxonomy places the organism in Eukaryota, Metazoa, Arthropoda, Insecta, Lepidoptera, Noctuidae. The record is from the annotation of a GenBank genome assembly.